Coregonus sp. 'balchen' is the source of this 16223-nucleotide messenger RNA. The record is from the annotation of a GenBank genome assembly. NCBI's taxonomy places the organism in Eukaryota, Metazoa, Chordata, Actinopteri, Salmoniformes, Salmonidae.
AUGGCGUCCAACGUAGAGGCCCCGGAAUCUUGGUACCUCGCCCUUCUCGGCUUUGCAGAACAUUUCCGCACCUCAAGUCCACCCAAAAUUCGUCUGUGUGUACAUUGUCUUCAAGCGGUUUUCCAAUUUAAACCUCCGCAAAGGGUGGAGGCAAGAACUCAUCUUCAACUAGGCUCGGUCCUAUAUCAUCAUACGAAGAACAGCGAGCUCGCGCGGAGCCACUUGGAGAAAGCGGUGAGGAGGGAGAGUUUGGAAAAGCUCGUGGAUGGAGUCAGAGAUGCGCUCAUCGGGGUCUCGUAUAGUGAAAUGGGAAAACGUUAUAUUGCUAGCUUUAGAUCCUGACCCUUUGAUCAUAUCAUUCAUAUGUAAUUGCAUUCAGAAUAUUAUUUGUUAGUUAGUUAGCAUGAUAGUUUAGCCGCCAGUCCUAUUGCAUCUACUGUAGCUAGAUAGCGUCACUGUGUUACAAGUUGCAAACAGUUGAUUACUUUGACUAAGUUAUGCAUCCAUAAUGUGUAUUUUGUCUCUAACAUCUCUUUUCUUUUUAGUGGUUCAUAUCACAACAAGUAUCCUUUUCAAUUCUAUGGUUUCAACCCCAACACUUAGCUGGGGAACAACACAGUGCUUGGUCCUCUGUAACUCAGUUGGUAGAGUAUGGCGCUUGCACCGCCAGGGUUGUGGGUUCGAUUCUCAUACAUAAAAUGUAUGCAUGCAUGACUGUAAAUCGCAUUGGAUUAAAGCGUCUGAUAAAUGGCAUAUAGUAUGUUACUAACUAGCAUUACAAUGUGUGUUUGCUGUUCCAAGCACAUCUCAGUAGUCAAAUUCUGGAUUAAAUGUCAAGAUUAUGUGUGUAUUGCUAGGUAUUAUUACUGCAAUGUUGGAGCUAGGAACACAAGCAUUUCACUGCACCAGUGAUAACAUCUGCAAAUCUGUGUACCCAACCAAUAAACUUUGAUUUGAUAUGGCUUCCUUCACUGAAUAUCUCAGAUCCCACAGUUUGAAGAUGUUAAAUUUGAGGCUGCAAGUCUUUUAUCAGAACUGUACUGUCAGCAGGUACCGGUAAAUAAAGCUAAAAUACAUUUGAAUGCUUUUGCUGUCUGGAGAUCCAUUUGAAAAACAUGUUUAUAUGCAAGUGUAAGGUUGAAUAGUUAUGACUCUGUAUUUGCUGUUUUCAGAAUCUGGUGGAUUCUGCAAAGCCUUUACUGCGAAAGGCAAUCCAGAUCUCACAGCAGACUCCCUAUUGGCACUGCCGCCUGCUGUUUCAACUGGCGGUAAGUUGUGUUGCGCUUUAUUGUAAGUACUGACUGAACGGAAUAGUUGUAGUUUUUAUUUAGCCCUUAGGCCGGACAAAGUUGAAUUACUGCCCGCCUUACUUUUCAACACACCCCGCAAAAGAAAAUCAGAUGUGUUAUUUUUUGGCCAAUAUAUGCGGCGCAUUGUUUAUAAUGCACUGACCUUUCUCCCUUGAGGCUUUCCCAAGUUGAUGCACAAGAGACCAAACAGCCACGGAUCACGUGCUCAGAGCCUUGGAUUGGACAGUGAAAUAGGUUAAACGUGGGUCGUCUCUCAUAAACAAACAGUCGGUUAAAUUAAUGGUUAAUGCAUCAUUUUCAGAUCUAUUAAAAGCGAUUAAUAGACGAAACAACAAUGUCAUUGAACCAAUUGACUGGCCAGAGAUCAGGGCAUUCAUCAGCAAAGACGCAGUGCAAGCUGAUAGUAUUUUGAAAAUUUUACAUUUUAGUCAUUUAGCAGACGCUCUUAUCCAGAGCGACUUACAGUUAGUGAGUGCAUACAUUUUUCAUACUGGCCCCCCGUGGGAAACAAACCCACAACCCUGGCGUUGCAAGCGCCAUGCUCUACCAACUGAGCUACACGGGGCCCUAUCUACCAGGGCCCAAAUUGAAGUCAAAAUGAUUGAUGAAAUUGAAGUGUGUCAGCUGUAUGGUGAUUUGCGAUUCAUUACUUACAUUUUACCGGUACUACCAGUAGUAGUAGGCCAACCGAUAACACCAAGACGGAAUGCGUUUGAAGUGAUGAUGCGCCGCCGAAAACAGCUAGCAUGUCCAGCAAAGUACAUCGCCAGUGGCACGCACACACUUCAUGCAGAUCAGCAGCUCCACAAUGUUGUGAUCGACUGUCUCCAAGGUGGGGGCUUUUCGUGGCAGCCAGACGAGACAAUCGAAGGAGGAUGCGGUGAGCAAAGUUACUGGGCUCGAAUUUAGUCAAGCUUGCUCUAUAUAGAUUGCUGCUUCUAAUUGUGCAUGUUAUAAACAACAUUUUCUAUUUUGAUGAUGAUAGGCUAUACUCUAUGGCUGGAUUUAUGUAUUUUUUCCAAUGCUACAUUCAUUUGGCAGACCUAACUUGAUUGACCCUCUACAAGGCCUAGUCUAUGAGAGGCCUAAUCAUAUUUGUAUGAAUAUUUUGUUAACGCCUAUAGGCUAUAGAGAUGCAUUCAGGUAAUGAACUAAUUAUUAUUAUUACAGUCCCCUGUAGCUCAGUUGGUAGAGCAUGGCGCUUGCAACGCCAGGGUUGUGGGUUCGUUUCCCACGGGGGGCCAGUAUGAAAAUGUAUGCACUCACUAACUGUAAGUCGCUCUGGAUAACAGCGUCUGCUAAAUGACUAAAAUGUAAAUGUACAAAUUAUACAUCAACAUUUUAAUUUGAUUACAAUUAUUUAUUGUCAAUCAUUCUUGAAUUAGAAAAAAAUAUUAAAUAGUCUACUCUGUUACCCAAUACAUCACAUUAAAUUACGAGAUUGGAUUGCACUUUUUCCAGUGUUACAUUCAUUUGACCUAAUUCGAAUGAUUGCCCUUUAUUAGCAAUAUCAUAUUUUUCAUAGAAACGGUAGUCUAUGAUAGGCCUUUAUAUUUGUAUUGUCUUAAUUUGUUAAAGCCUUGUUAGGCUAUACAAUUAAGUAGAUUAAUGAACUGAUAAUACAUUCAUACAUUACUUUUUUCCCAAUCAUUUUUGAAUAUGAUAGGACGUAUAAUAGAAUGCAAUAUUCUAUGUGAAUAAUGUUCAUUAAUGUUAAUUUGGGUAUUAAUAAUAAUAAUCUGAUAAUCAGGCUGAAAUGUGAUAUUUCUCCUAUUUGUCAUGUCCAUGUAGCCUGGACAUUCGUUACCCGAUUAUCAAAAGCACUCUGGUAUAUGAACCCCCAUCUAGAGAAGUUUAGCCAUACCAGACAGAUUCCUGCAAUUACCAAAAGGCCUUAGAUCCUACAACAGAUACCAGGAAACACGACACAAGGCAUCAAAACUAAGUCAAGAUCAACUUCGGGAUCAUUGCAGUCAGCUCUCUUAUCUCAAUAUCCCAGCACUGAGCUCACCGGAAUCACUUCACAGGUAUUUAAAUGAAUGUAUUGUGUCAUUUUUCUAUAUCAAUUAAGUUUGUGGCACACUACUACUCCUUGUAGAUUCAUGUCAAACAUACUGUUUCUGAUAUUGUAAAAUGUCACAAUUUAUUCAGGAAAUGUAAAAAAUGUAUCUUCAAAAGUAAGUGUAAGCUUUGUGUUAACCUCUCAACUAAAACUGCCUGUAAUCCUUGGUCACAUUAGAUUUUACAUUUUAGUCAUUUAGCAGACGCUCUUAUCCAGAGCGACUUGCAGUUAGUGAGUGCAUACAUUAUUCUUUUCCAUAUUUUUUUUCAUACUGGCCGCCGGUGGGAAUCGAACCCACAACCCUGGCGUUGGAAGCGCCAUGCUCUACCAACUGAGCUACACGGGGCCCAUCUCAGAGAAGAUGUGGUGCGUCUAACAGAGUCCAUAGCAGCUUAUGCAUCCCACUUGGAGAAGGUGAAUCAAGCAAUGGCCAGACGUCACCAACAGCCCACUCCCCUAUGUUUUAUGCUACACUGUGAGAGCAUCAUGCGGACCGGUCAGCCCCCAGUACAGCACUCUCUUACAAGCUUUGGAGAAAGUGCCCCAAUACCACCCCCUCUUUCUACUGGACUUUGCUCCUGAAGAUAGAUUCCAGAAAAGGAAAUGGAUUGACAACUUGAAACUUCCAUUGACUUUCACUUUGUACAAGUAUGCCUGUGGUAACUACCUAGGCACUCUGGCAUUCAAAUGGAAGGUAUCCUCACAUAGCAAUGGUGUUCAUGAGACCAGGCAAGCGUCUGUCAUCGCCCCACUGAGAAAAUAAAUACAAACAUACCACACUAGAGCAAUGCAAAAAGCAUUCCUGAGCAAAUACGCACAUGCUGCCAAAGUGAACACCUACUUCCUGAGAGAAAUGUAUUGGUUUCUGACAGAUGACAAGAGUUCAUCAAAUGAUGAUGAACAGGGCCUACUUGAUGAGAGAGUAUCCUUGUUCCUCCUUGAUGGUGAUGACCCAGACCUGAUUAUGGAUUUACGGAUGAAGUACAGUAUUAUUUUAACGAAUACACAGCUCAGGUCAACGAUCGCAGACAUGGGGAGUACUUGUACUUACCUUUUGCUAUAUCAGUGGAGGACUUGCGUGACACAGUGGAAAAGCGGCUUCCACCAGAAACUACAAUCCCAUCAAUACAGUGGCUAAGACUGCAGUUUACACCCAAGAAUCCAUGGUCCAUGUCUGCUCUCCAGUACACAGGAAGGUUUGACCUCAAGUUCAUGGUCCAGUCUCGGGUGAUAAGAAUGGGACAUCAAGACUCUGGUGCAGUACAGUGGAACUACAUUAAACAGUUUGCCUGCAUGUGGCAGAAGGACUGUGAAAUGUUAUGUGUGGAUGAUAAGGCAAUCAUCCCUGUCGGAGAACCUGGCCAGCCUAUAGGGACCUGUAACAGAGGCAGACAUCCAAGCAUUGCUCCUGUGAGUGGGCCAGUUCUAGCAGCUGCCAACCAUGAUUACCACAUCAGUGGUCUUGUACCAUCUGUCAUGUUGAUCCCAGACAUCCCAUCAUCUCCAUCUAGUUCAUUCUAUGUCACUGUCAAGGACAAGGCUUUCCAGCCAUCCAGCCCCCUUCGACACACAGUUGAAAAUCUCAGCAUCCUCAGAGGAGAGAACUACAGUGAAGAUGAUGUCUCUCUCAACAAGUCAAUCUUGAUAAUUUCAAUCUGAUGGUGGGCCAUACCACAUAACCACAUAUGCCUCUGUUCAAGCAUGCCACACACUCCUGUUUGUUCAACUGGAUCUUGACAUGCUUACCGCCUGUAGAACAGCACCAGGUGACAGCUGGGCCAACCCUGCCGAGAGAGUUAAUUCCCUUCUAAACUUGGGGCUUCAGGGAACAGCCCUGGCUAGGGAGAAGAUGGAAGAAUCAAAUGAGAAGCGUGUGAAGACGUGUAGCACAAUGACAAGCCUACGUGAAACAGCCACCAAACAACUAGACCUGAAAGAGGCUUUUGAAAAGAGUAUCCAUCCUGUUGCAGCUGAGUGGCUGGUUGGUUUGAGCGCCUGAAGUGGAAAGGAACACACGUAGAAGUACAUCAGCCCGCAACACAGGAAGAAAUUGCCAAUAUUGCACAACAAUUCAACAUCAUUUGUAUAGAAGUUGACAUGAUGCAUGACCUCAGCAGCAAAGGCCUUGACAAGGAACCGUACAAGAAAUUCCAGGACAGACAUUUCAAGAUGUCACAAUACAUGGUACAGAUCAAGAAAUGCGAGGGAGAAGAUCCAUGCUGGUACUGCUUAAUGAGUCCUCCACGCUUGCCAGAAGAACAAUUUAAGAAAUUAAGGUUUGCGCCUGAUCCAACAUUGACAGCAGACAGACGUGAGUACCAGAAAUGUAUUGAUCUUUACAGCUUGGACACCACUGACAAUGAUAGGUCUUCUCUGACACCAAAUAUAGAAAAUGUAAAGAUGAGUGCUGCCAUGGUCAGUGCAAAGGUGAGAGGGACCAUCAACUGUGUUGAAUGUGAGAAACCAAGGUGCUUGUAUGCCAAAAGCAAGCUGUCUAAAGAAGAACAGAAAGCAGUCCAACGCAUUCGGGAUGAGAACAUCUUUACAUGUGGUUUAGAGCUUUUCCAAGAAGACAAUCCAUAUAUAUCGAGCAGAUAGUUGCUUUCAAGAGGCUAACCUGUGGAAUGCAAGUGGAGGCGCAGUAUUACUCAGCAAUCACAGUGUCAUUCCCAGAUGUGUGUGUCCAUUGUUGAUGUCCAGAUCUUCUUGAGGGGGAAGAGGUGGUGAGGCUCAAACAAUAAUUCUGACAUGUCAGGCCAAUGUGCCCAGUGUGUAAGCAAGAAGGAAAGGAGUUCAUUACGAGAGCUCUUAUAAAUCUUAAAAAGAAAUGAACACCCUAGAGACCAGAAUAAACAACAAAUAAAGGACAAAACAGACCAUGCUGUUGAACAGUAAAAAGCAGCAGGUGAUUGUGCUAUUGCCUCUGACCACAGAACAUUGGCCGUCAUUUUCAUUUCCAGACGAUUCUACAUGUUGAAUGGCCAUUGUUUGUUGACACCCAGUAGGUGAUCUACUGCACACGGCCAACUUUAGUUAUGGUGUAUUGUGAAGCUGUUUAAAAAAUAAAUAAAAAAUCAGGAAUAAAGAAACCGUCACAAGUUAUACUUCCCAUUGUGUUUCAUUUCUCAUGGUUAUAACAACAUUGUAACAUCUGCAUUAUUUUAAAGAAAAAUAGUGUAGGUUUUCGCAUGGAAUAAUAUAACUCUUGAAGCUCACAUUAGGUGUAGAGCCUGCAUAAGUGUCUAGGACAAUGUGGUAAAGUACUGUUAUUCCUUAUCCACUUAAUGUUUUUUUUUUUUUUUGCUCGCUCGCCUCACUUUUCUGGAGGGGAAAUCCGUUAAACAGUGAAUCAAUUUUGUCUGGCCUUAUUUUACCAUGUAUGUCAACUGAGAACACAUUCUAAUUUACAGCCAUGACCUGGGGAAUAGUUAUAGGGGAGAGGAGAGGGGAUGAACGAGCCAAUUGGAAGCUGGUGAUGAUUAGGUGGCCAUGAUGGUAUGACGGCCAGAUUGGGAAUUUUGCCAGGAAAGCGGGGUUAAUACCCCUACUCUUACAAUAAGUGCCAUGGGAUCUUUAGUGACCACAGAGAGUCAGGUCACCUGAUUAACGUCCCAUCCGAAAGACGGCACCUCUCUGUUGGAUGUUUGGUUGUAGACUGAUACAUUGCAAUGCAUUGAAUUUCUCUUUUUUCUUUUUUUUCCUAUCAGCAACUGCACACUCUGGAGAAAGACCUUGUGUCUGCCUGUGACCUCCUAGGUGUCGGUGCUGAGUACGCCAGAGUGGUGGGCUCGGAAUAUACCAGGUGCUGUAACCUUGAUGCUCUGAACUAUUUACUUUUUAUGUCCACAUUGAUUCAUCAUUGAAACGAGCGAUGUUAUUAAACAUGCCCUCCAAUAGACUUAAUUUACAUUUUCCUAUAACGAUAGACUGAAUAGGUGAUGUAUGUUUUCACAGAGCACUGUUUCUCCUGAGUAAAGGAAUGGUAAGUCUCAAAUUCUUUGUUAUGAAAAUGCAUAAUUUUUAAUGGCUGUUUGCAUUUUAGUAAGGAUCAACAGAUAUCUUGAGUAUGAUAUGUACUUAAAGUGAUACUUCAGGAUUUUGGUAAUGAGGCCCAUUAUCUAUUACCCCAGAGUCAGAUGAACUCGUGGAUACCAUUUUUAUGUCUCUGUGUCCAGUAUGAAGGAAGUUAGAGGUAGUUUCGCGAUAUACCAUAGACUUCCUUCCAGUCAUUGCGCUAGCACUAGUUAGCAACUUCCUUCAAACUGCACACAGAAGCAUAACAAUGGUAUCCACAAGUUCAUCUGACUCUGUGGAGGGUCUCAUUGCCAACAUCCCAAAGUAUUCCUUUAAAGCAGAGAAAUAAAAAAUUAUUUUGCACUGGAUAAUCCAUACCAUAAUGUGUCUUUUUGUCCUGUGUAUCAGCUCCUACUGAUGGAGAGGAAGCUAGGGGAGGUGCACCCUCUGCUCACUCUGUGUGGGACCAUCGUGGAGAACUGGCAGGGAAAUCCCAUCCAGAAAGAGUCUCUCAGGGUCUUCUUCCUGGUGCUGCAGGUCACACACUACCUGGACGCUGGACAGGUAAGGACUCCUCUUGGCCAAGACCAGGGUGCACAACACAUGUCAUGGAUAGUGAAUUAAGGACACCCAUGACAACAGUGGUGCACCCCUGGUCAAAAAUAAAUACUUUCCCUCUAGUUUGUAUGGUAAUUGUUAAGUAGUUACAUUGAUAGUGACCCCUUCCUUACGUUGUGUGCUGCAGGUGAAGAGUGUGAAGCCCUGUCUGAAGCAGCUGCAGCAGUGCAUCCAGACCAUCUCUACACUCCACGACGAUGAGAUCCUGCCCAGUAACCCGGCUGACCUCUUCCACUGGCUGCCCAAGGAGCACAUGUGUGUUCUCGUCUACCUGGUGAGCCCCAUCUCUUCCUCAUUCACCUGAUACCUGAGGACUGAUUCCGCCAUAAAUACUUGUGCAGAUCUGAAAGGAUUGGACGGCUAUAUUGUGGUAAUAGCAACAUUUUACAUGGUAAUAACUAGGGCCGGAACGAUACCAGUAUCCCGAUAGUAAACAAAACAAAAAGCGGAUUUAACGUCUUUACUAAUGUUGGAAACAAACAUCAUGUUUUCAUCCAGAGUAAUAUGUAUUUAUUUUCCAAGCUAUAGCACACAAUAUUUUACAUACAUCAGGUUUUUAAAGGUCUGCUUCGUGUUUUCAUUUUUGCCAUGGAUAAAGUAUUGCGAUACUGGUAUCGCCACAGCCUAAGUAAUAACCAGGGUUGGGUAGGUUACUUUUUAAAUGUAAUCUGUUAGUUACUGUCCAAAAUUAUAGUCAGUAACGUAACUUUUGGAUUACCCAAACUCAGUAACAUAAUCUGAUGACUAUGAUUACUUUCCCCUUAAGAGACAUUAGAAGAAGACAAAAAGGAUCCAUCAAACACAUUUGGUGUGUCAUCAUAGUGGUCUCUGAAUUGUGGUCAGAGUCACUCAGGUGGAACAAACUUAAACUUGCGCAUUUUUUCAAUGCUGAACUUGUCAUUGAGAAAACAGAAAGGUGUCAUAAUGUAUAUUUUUUGCAAACAUCCUUUCUGAAUUUAAAAGUAAUCCAAGAGGUAAUCAUCUAUUUUUUCAAAAGUAUCUGUAAUCUGAUUACAAUAUUUGUGCUGGUAACGGAUUACAGAUAAAAACUAUUUUUUACAUAGCUUAUUACGUGUAGUCAGUUACAUCCCAACCCUGGUAAUAACCUUGUUCUCUAUAUGUUCCAGGUGACUGUCAUGCACUCCAUGCAAGCAGGGUAUUUGGAGAAGGCACAGAAAUACACAGACAAAGCGCUCAUGCAGCUUGAGAAACUAAAAAGUAGGUGAAUUGAAGCCCACUUAUCUCGCCUCUGUUUAACACUUACUGUUGUCUAAAACAUCUUCUUGACUCCAUCUAUUUCAGUGUUGGACAGCAGUCCCAUCCUCUCCACGUUCCAGGUCAUUCUGCUGGAGCACAUCAUCAUGUGCCGGCUAGUCACUGGUCACAAGGCCACCGCAUUACAAGAGGUAAUGUAGAAGCAACUGUAGACCCAUUUUAUUUAUGUGAAACCUUACUCAUUCACUCUGAACUGUGCGAAGUUAUAGUGGAAAGUUGAAUCAAAGUAACUACUGGACUAUAUGUGGUCCUCUGUAGCUCAAUUUGUAGAGCAUGGCAUUUGUAACGCCAGGGUAGUGGGUUCGAUCCCCGGGACCACCCAUACGUAAAAAUGUAUGCACACAUGACUGUAAGUCGCUUUGGAUAAAAGCGUCUGCUAAAUGGCAUAUUAUUAUUAUUAUUUUUAUUAUUAUUAUUACAGUGGGGGAAAAAAGUAUUUAGUCAGCCACCAAUUGUGCAAGUUCUCCCACUUAAAAAGAUGAGAGAGGCCUGUAAUUUCCAUCAUAGGUACACGUCAACUAUGACAGACAAAAAAUCCAGAAAAUCACAUUGUAGGAUUUUUAAUGAAUUUAUUUGCAAAUUAUGGUGGAAAAUAAGUAUUUGGUCAAUAACAAAAGUUUCUCAAUACUUUGUUAUAUACCCUUUGUUGGCAAUGACACAGGUCAAACGUUUUCUGUAAGUCUUCACAAGGUUUUCACACACUGUUGCUGGUAUUUUGGCCCAUUCCUCCAUGCAGAUCUCCUCUAGAGCAGUGAUGUUUUGGGGCUGUCGCUGGGCAACACGGACUUUCAACUCCCUCCAAAGAUUUUCUAUGGGGUUGAGACCUGGAGACUGGCUAGGCCACUCCAGGACCUUGAAAUGCUUCUUACGAAGCCACUCCUUCGUUGCCCGGGCGGUGUGUUUGGGAUCAUUGUCAUGCUGAAAGACCCAGCCACGUUUCAUCUUCAAUGCCCUUGCUGAUGGAAGGAGGUUUUCACUCAAAAUCUCACGAUACAUGGCCCCAUUCAUUCUUUCCUUUACACGGAUCAGUCGUCCUGGUCCCUUUGCAGAAAAACAGCCCCAAAGCAUGAUGUUUCCACCCCCAUGCUUCACAGUAGGUAUGGUGUUCUUUGGAUGCAACUCAGCAUUCUUUGUCCUCCAAACACGACGAGUUGAGUUUUUACCAAAAAGUUCUAUUUUGGUUUCAUCUGACCAUAUGACAUUCUCCCAAUCCUCUUCUGGAUCAUCCAAAUGCACUCUAGCAAACUUCAGACGGGCCUGGACAUGUACUGGCUUAAGCAGGGGGACACGUCUGGCACUGCAGGAUUUGAGUCCCUGGCGGCGUAGUGUGUUACUGAUGGUAGGCUUUGUUACUUUGGUCCCAGCUCUCUGCAGGUCAUUCACUAGGUCCCCCCGUGUGGUUCUGGGAUUUUUGCUCACCGUUCUUGUGAUCAUUUUGACCCCACGGGGUGAGAUCUUGCGUGGAGCCCCAGAUCGAGGGAGAUUAUCAGUGGUCUUGUAUGUCUUCCAUUUCCUAAUAUUUGCUCCCACAGUUGAUUUCUUCAAACCAAGCUGCUUACCUAUUGCAGAUUCAGUCUUCCCAGCCUGGUGCAGGUCUACAAUUUUGUUUCUGGUGUCCUUUGACAGCUCUUUUGUCUUGGCCAUAGUGGAGUUUGGAGUGUGACUGUUUGAGGUUGUGGACAGGUGUCUUUUAUACUGAUAACAAGUUCAAACAGGUGCCAUUAAUACAGGUAACGAGUGGAGGACAGAGGAGCCUCUUAAAUAAGAAGUUACAGGUCUGUGAGAGCCAGAAAUCUUGCUUGUUUGUAGGUGACCAAAUACUUAUUUUCCACCAUAAUUUGCAAAUAAAUUCAUUAAAAAUCCUACAAUGUGAUUUUCUGGAUUUUUUCCAGAAAAGGCCUCUCUCAUAUUUUUAAGUGGGAGAACUUGCACAAUUGGUGGCUGACUAAAUACUUUUUUUUCCCCACUGUAUAUGAUGGGCAUUUUCCUGCCCAUUGACAGUUGAGAUAGGAUGGAGAAUAGAGGCAGCAUGUCAUUUAUAAGGAUGAUUACUUUUUCUCCCCGUAUCCCAGAUCUCCCAGGUCUGCCAACUGUGCCAACAGUCCCCCAGGUUAUUCACCAAUCACGCUGCCCAGCUUCACACUCUACUAGUGAGUAUUUUAAACCUUCACCCAGAAGACCCUCAAUUCACUGCCUUGAAUAACACAGUUGCCACCCCACUUCUCUAGCUGGGACGACUGUAUCUCUAAAACACUUAACUUUGUUUAUGUGCUGUUCCAUUUCUCAGGGCCUAUAUUGCAUAUCUGUCAACUGUAUGGACAAUGCAGAGGCACAGUUCACCGCCGCUUUGCGGGUAAGUGACGUAAGUCGUAACGCUAAGCUUAUUAUAUGGGUUUAUGUCUGCAUGUGUUCAAUAUGUUUUACAUUGUCACAUUUUGGGUAGUGAUAGUGAGUAAAUCUGUGUGUUUCCUUUCCAGCUAACCACACACCAGGAGCUGUGGGCGUUCAUUGUGACAAACCUGGCCAGCGUCUACAUCAGGGAAGGAAACAGACACCAGGAGGUUAGUACACACUCUAUUCAUUUUUACUCAAAAGAAAGUAUUGUCAACUGUAUUAACUUCGUUCUUUCUUUUAAAGCUCUACAGUCUCCUUGAGAGGAUAAACCCUGAUCACAACUUUCCUGUGAGGUGUGUAAGCGCGUAUUGCAUAACAGAGAUUUUAAUGGUUACUCAAUCUUGCUUUUGUAAUCCAAACACAUUCUCAGAGCCAAAUACCUUAUUUUUGAAGGCUAAGUGUGCAGCCUGUUGGUGAGAAGGUGUAUUGACUUCGAGUUGAUUGACGUGUGUUUGUGUUGCAGCUCUCACUGUCUCCGUGCUGCAGCCUUCUACAUCCGAGGACUCCUGUCCUUCUUUCAAGGACGCUACAACGAGGCCAAGUAAGUCUCCCCCACCUCCUCUUUUACUGAGUUGCUGAGAAGUGUCCCAUAAGUUCCUCAAACUUUCAGUGGGAAUUGGGAAAUAAUAAUUUUGUGAUAAUAAUUUUAUUGCAGACGGUUCCUUAGAGAAACUCUGAAGAUGUCCAACGCGGAGGACCUGAAUAGACUGACAGCCUGCUCACUGGUUCUGCUAGGCCAUAUAUUCUAUGUACUGGGAAACCACAGGGUAAGAUCACUCCACAAUGGUCACAAAUUGAUCUUUUGCCAGAAACAUCUACCCUGCCCCUGUUGGUUUAUUUAUUGGUAUAUUCGGAUCCCCAUGAGCUUUUGCCGAAGCAGCAGCUAUUCUUCCCGGGGUCCACAAGUAACAAGACACUGAUAGACAAGGACAGUCACACAAAUUUAAAAUACAACGAUAUACAAAAAAUACAACUAAAAACAUGUAAUAAUAGUACAAACAAUACAAUGAAAAAAAAUGUGUGUCUGUGUCCCAAAUACAAACUUUUCACCUUUUGUUGUCCAUGCCGUACUGUGUGUAUGUAUACAUUUUAUUCAACGUGUGUGCGGCAAAAGAUUUUGCUUCUGUAGGUUGCAUAACAAUAUGUUGUUGUUUUUGUCCAGGAGAGCAACAACAUGGUGGUUCCAGCGAUGCAGCUGGCCAGCAAGAUCCCGGACAUGUCUGUCCAGCUGUGGUCCUCUGCCCUUUUAAAAGGUACGCCCACACCUGCACAUUUUCUUUGUCUUUGGAUUGAGCUUCAUUGCUCCCUACUAGGCUUAAAGUAUUUGAGGUAGGUUUCCUUGACCACAUUGUUUUUGUCUUGUCCCGGUAGAUCUGAACAAGGCCCUGGGAAACACCAUAGACGCCCAUGAAGCAGCUCAGAUGCACCAGAACUUCUCCCAGCAGCUUCUCCAAGACCACAUCGCUGCCUGCAGCCUCCCCGAACACAACCUCAUCAGCGUACGUAUCAAUUUAUCCAUGUUAACUUUCUAUCUUUCAUUAUUACUGCCGUCAAGGUUGUGUAUUGUAGAUAGAUGAUCUAGCUUGUUUAGCUGUGUUUUUCUGUCUGUCCUUUUGUCUUGUCUAUCCAUCUGUCUGUAUGACUGUCUAUCUGGCUCAGAUGGGUAAUUAAUAACUCUAAUCUGUCUCCUCUGUAACAGUGGACGGACGGCCCACCACCUGGGCAGUUUCAAGCCCAGAACGGCCCAACAACCAGCCUGGCCAGCCUGCUAUGAGCAUCAGGCUCGUAACACAAGGGCUACCUUCCUUCUGGCCUCAAAGAUGUCUAGAAUUGAACCAUAGUUUAUUUCUGUCUUAGGAAAAUUAGAGGGGGAGUGUGAAAACAUUGUAGCAGUUAUAUGAUAAAUGUAUUAAUGUUGGGGGGUUUUCUCCAGCUUUUCUUUGUAUGAAUGCAAUUUCUCCUUAUGCAUGGAAGUUCCUGAUAUUGAUUCACUCUACACGUGUUGCUAACCAUCUGCUGAGGAUUUUCACAGCUAGUCAUUGUUUUGCACCACCACAUCCUCAUGAAUUAGUAGGUACACUUGGCAUCACUUCUCAUUUAUUGAACCAGUAACAUGUUUUGUUUCAUGAUAAGUUUGGACUUGGAUCUGAAUGUUGAAUUGGUAGUGUUGUUGAGCUAAAGGGUUUACAUUUCUUGCUGAAAGACUGCGAGAGACAAUAGUGAAAGAAUUGAAUGUACAAGUGCAGUUACUUAAUGGACCCUGUUGAGCUUUUAUUUGAAAAACCUGCUUUGAGAGACUUUCUUUGUUGUAACAUUUGGCCUGUCAUAGAUUAGCAAUUUGCCCGUUUUGAAGAUGCAUCACAAACUCAACUAUUGUCUGUACAUAUGAACUACAGUUAAUUUAAGUUCCACAGAUCAUGAAGUAGGACAUUUUUUGAACAUACAAGGAACUUCAGAUAAAGAAAAUCAAUAUUACUUUUUGUAAUAUUAGAAUUUGUCUUUAUAGUUCUAGUUAAGGGUUUUCUUUACAAUACAUUGUAUCGAUAUGCCACAUGCGAAACCUUUAUUGUACAGUGACAUUUUAUAACGUAAAUGUAGUCAAGUGUGUAAUGAAUUUUAAACUAUCAGAUGUAGUAUUCCAACACAAUGCUUGAAAUUUAAGUCAAUCUUAAUGGACACAUCAGAAGCUUGAGUACUUGCCAUAUUCUAUUCAAUGCCUAUACUUUUAUUGCUUGUUUUAAUAAUUUUUCUGACAAAAGUGAGAAUAAACAUGGUAUUUGCAACCAUCAUUUUGCAUUGUUUGAGAAAGUGCGUCAGUGGGCAAUCUUAUCUUUAAUUCAUCAGGACUUUUCCCACAAAUGUACUGAAAAUACUACAUGCAUGCAUGUAGCAUAUAAUAAUUUCAUACCAUGAUAACCUAUGUCCACAUGAUCCAUAGAUGAGAGUGCAAUUCACCUGAGUUAACUGAUUUGUAAAUGAUUGACCGCAACUCCCUGCAUAAUGCUGUGCUGUGUGUGCAUCAAGACGAAAGUGAAACUGGGCCAACGGGAGCAAUGAAAAGAACGAUCAAAUAAUCAAAAAAAAAAUGCCCAGGAAAAGGCAUGUGCCUGGCUGAUGCUUCAUUCAAUAAGAAGUUUGCACUUUGCACCAUUCCAUGUAUUCUCUAAUUAUCUUUGUAAUCAUACAUAGAACAAACAUUUUUGCAACCACUUCAACUAAAGCUGCGUUUACACAGGCAGCCCAAUUCUGAUCUUUUUUCCACUAAUUGGUCGUUUGACCAAUCACAUCAGAGCUUUUCACAUCAGCGCUUUUUCAGAGCACUGAUUAGUGAGAAAAAUAUCAUAAUUAGGCUGCCUGUGUAAACGCAGCCAUAGUAGACGAAAAUCCGGGACACUCAAAUUAGUAUAAUAUGUUACGUAUGGUAUGUUUUAAUUUGUGUAUGUCCAUCAUCCAUUUGUAUAAUAUGUUACGAAUUACAAUUCGUACAACAUGUUACGAAUUUUCAAUAUGUAUUAUAUGUUAAGAAUUCGCUGGUAAGAAUAAUUAUUCUCAGUGUGAGUAAAGAUGCUACAACACAGGCCCCAUAUUAAUACUAGAUGCCUCUGUUUCAUGUGAUAUUGCUGCAUUAGGAAUCUGAUGAGAAGCAGACAGAGAAGUCUGUCUCUAUCAUUGAGGAUCAGUGGAGGCUGCUGAGGGGAGAACGGCUCAUAAUAACGUCCGUAACUGAGCAAAUGGAAUGGCAUCAAACACCUGGAAACCAUGUGUUUGAUAUAUUUGAUACCAUUCCACUGAUUCCGCUCCAGUCAGUACCAUGUGCCUGUUCUCCCCAAUUAAGGUGCCACCAGCCUCCUGUGUUGAGGAUAUGCAGGACAAGUCUGUCUCUGUUGUUAUGGAUGUGCAGGAGAAGUCUGCCUCUAUCAUUGAGAUAGUGCAGGAGAAGUCUGUCACUAUUGUUGAGGAAGUCCAGGAGAAAUCUACAUCCUCCAAAUGCUCUGCCAUCUUUGCUUCAACCAGCCACGGUGUGGAGAACAGUUCCAUUGAGGAAGGCAAUGCCCCCAGUCCCUUCCAUCUCUCAGGACACUGGUAAGAAUCAUUAUGCUGUUAUUCUUAAUGUGAGUAAAAAAUGCUCUACUAAAAUUAGAUACCUCUGUGUGAUGCUGCUUCCCAAGAAUGAGCGGCAGAGAAAGGAGUCUACCUCUAUUGUUGAGGAGAGACAGGAGAAGUCUUCCUCAUCUAUUGUUCAGGAGGUCCAGGAACAGGCUGCCUCUUCCACAUUAUCUGCCUUUACCAGCAAGAAAAAGUCUGCUAAGGUAGGGAACAAGUCAUCUUGGUCCCUUGCAGCACGUCCAUCCCAUGGGGAGGAUUCAGAGCUGGCUGCACAGAGGGAGUCUCCGAAGAAGGAGAGGCUGUUCUACAGGCUUCACUGGACGAGGAGCAUUGCACAAACACAAAGAUCCGGUUUUAAGACGGAGCAGCACAAGAUCAAGAAGCUUGAGGCUGAGAAGCUGGAGCUGAACGGCCAAUCAGGAACAGAGAGAAACCAAGGAUAA